GUCUGUCUGCGUUUUCUCCCCCAGCUAUAAACCUCCAGCUAUACCCCCCGGCCGUUCUUCGCCAUGAACAUCUUCCGCUUCCUCGGCGACAUCUCCCACCUCGCCUCCAUCUUCAUCCUCCUCCACAAGAUCCAGACAACCCGCUCCUGCCGCGGCAUAUCAUUCAAGUCGCAGCUCCUCUACCUCGUCGUAUUCGUCACCCGCUAUGUCGACCUCUUUUUCUACCCCCUCAUAUCCAUCUACAACACCCUCAUGAAGCUCUUCUUCAUCGGCUCAACAGCCUAUGUGCUGUACCUCAUGAAGGUCAAGUUUAGACCAACCCACGACGCUUCACUGGAUACCUUCCAGCUCGCCUACAUCCUCGGCCCCGUCGCCGUGCUCGCCCUCAUCUUCAACUAUGAAUUCACCCCGUUCGAGAUCACCUGGUCAUUCUCCAUCUGGCUCGAAUCGGUCGCCAUCCUGCCGCAGCUGUUUAUGCUCCAGCGAACGGGCGAGGCCGAGACUAUCACCACGCACUAUCUUGCGGCGUUGGCGCUUUACAGGGGACUGUAUAUCCCCAACUGGAUGUACAGGUACUUCACCGAAGGCAAGUUUGACAGUAUCGCGGUGUCUGCUGGUAUCAUCCAGACCCUCAUCUACGCCGACUUUGGCUACAUUUACGUCACCAAGGUCUUGCGUGGCCAGAAGUUUGAGCUCCCCGCGUAAACGGCGUGUCAUGUUUUUGGAAACGUGUAAAACAGGUGAAAGGAGGCGCGAGAGCAGAUGAAUGGAUGGAAACGAAAGGCAGAGUGUAGAGGGCUAGAUGCCUACAGGAUGUUCCAGGCCAGUGAUACGGGACAAAACCGCAUGAAAUGAUUCCAAAGCGCAAUGAGAAUGCCACAAGGGGAGGAUGAAAGAUGUCGAGGUGUGCAAAAGAAGAGUACUUGCUCGGCGUGGACCAAGGAGAUGAGAAAAGGCAGCGAAACACUUGGAACCCAUGUCGAUGAUCCGCUCAUAACGUUGCUCCG
Messenger RNA from Cryptococcus amylolentus CBS 6039, 1007 nucleotides. RefSeq lists its product as hypothetical. Gene Ontology annotation, molecular function: ER lumen protein retrieval receptor activity. The transcript has 4 exons. NCBI's taxonomy places the organism in Eukaryota, Fungi, Basidiomycota, Tremellomycetes, Tremellales, Cryptococcaceae. Gene Ontology annotation, biological process: endoplasmic reticulum to Golgi vesicle-mediated transport; protein retention in ER lumen. The coding region runs from base 64 to 705 and encodes 213 amino acids. The record is from RefSeq and is a predicted model, not a curated record. Gene Ontology annotation, cellular component: endoplasmic reticulum; cis-Golgi network; membrane.